Messenger RNA from Xenia sp. Carnegie-2017, 2834 nucleotides. RefSeq lists its product as uncharacterized. Bases 959 to 2767 code for a protein of 602 amino acids. NCBI's taxonomy places the organism in Eukaryota, Metazoa, Cnidaria, Anthozoa, Malacalcyonacea, Xeniidae. The record is from RefSeq and is a predicted model, not a curated record. The transcript is spliced from 10 exons.
GCUAAGAUUAUGAAUUCAUGAUAAAGAUCGCGCUCUUUGAUGCGACGUUUGCUCGCUGCGACUUCGUGCUGACAUUCACAAAUGCGCGAAUGAAAGUCUUUUCAUCUGAUGCGCGAUAUAUUUUUUGCUACUUUGGCUAGCAAUAUUGUGAUACAUCACACAACAUCACACUAUCACACUCGAAUGACGUAAUGUCCGCAGUGUCGCAUUCGUCUUUCUCCAGAAAAUACUCGAUGAAAACUCUCCUCACUGACAAUUUACCCCAUUCCGUUUAUUUUUACGUGUUAAUACUCAAUAAUUCGAGCGAAAUCAGUUUACAAAACGCUUGCAAAUAUCGAGCAAGAGUCUGUCAUUAUACAUUUUUAUUUACAAUUUUGCAUGAACAAUUAUAUAAUAUGUCACCUAUAGCAGUGUAGCUAGGUUUUUAGCCAAUUGCAAUCGGGAUUGAACAAUAUACAUUAUAAUAGUAUUUCCCAUGACUUCUGACUGGGAAAAGCCAAAAGUUAUUUCUCACUGGAUCACUGGGGAAAGCCGAAAUCAUUUCUGACUAGGAAAAGCUGAAAAUAUGUCGAAGCGCAGGCGUAACAAUUAUCAAUCGGUUGACGAUUUGCGAAUAGAUGUCAACUAGGAACUACAUCAAGAAUAUGUGGGGUCGAGGAUAUUAAGUGAUAUCCAAUUUAUUAAUUUGAAAGUCUGCAAUGAUCUAAAUGUUGACGUAAUUCUGUUUGUUCUUGUUUUGAAAUAUUGGUUGUCACUUGUGUGCUCUAUUGCCAAUGUUGCGUCUUCUUUGCUUGUACUCCCCGUGAAUGUACGUAAAGAAGUGUUGGCUUUGGUAUGUCCCAAUUUAGAAGAAGAAGAUGGAAAUGUUCUUUUACAGUCCGCUUCUAAAUUAAAAGUUCCUAGUACAACCGAUAGGAAGUUGCAUGUAUUUACACCUCCAUCCUCCAAAAUAGCUGGAAUGUUAUUAGGCUUUCAUUAUGAAAUGAUUGUGGAUAUUCUGGGAUUUUGUCCCCUGCCCAUUGUAUGUGGAACAAACAGACUUGGAAAGACAAAAUCUUCAAAAGCCGCACUAAGUCUUGUAGGAAAUGGAUCAAACUUCUUUUCAGCAGUAAGGGAAAGAUUCAUCCCCAGGCUAUGCAGCAGAUCAACUUUGCCUCCCGUGCUCGACGACGUUAAGAGCGCCACAGUUAUUGAAAAUGUUGCGGUCUCUUUCUACAACAGUGGCAAAGACGGGACAUGUGUUUUCGAAGCAGCUCCUCGAACCAUUCCGAUGUUCACAGUCAAUUGGGAAACUUUAGAGGGAUUGAACAAUGACCCCAGAGUACUUGGAAGGCUUGUCCUAAUUCCCUUUCAAGAAGGAACAAGAAGUCCUCUCGGAAUCGAGAAUCAACAGAACGCAGAAUUCCAAAACAAUGUAAUAAUGGAAAGAGGGUCUAGUGCUUUUGGGACCAUGGUGGCAAUUAGCAGAUCUGUUGAAUACCUCUGCAUAACGCGAACUAAUGAGCUCUGUCAACAAUUUGCCAUUGAAGCACCGAACAUCGACGACCGCUGUUUAAGAAAUCAUGCACUUUUGGUAGCAUUUGCUGAGAAGGUGAUACGGCUGGCAAAUAUUGAUGAUCUCUAUCCAAGCAAUGCCAUCGCUUUUUUCAAACAAACAAUCCUGCCAGUGUGGAUGAAACGAUUCCAGACAAACCAAGCGCAAGUGUCUCAUGCAAUGCUUCAAACAGAACAGCCAAUUAUUGUGGACUUAAUAAUGAAGUCAAUAGAGCACAAAAUAUCUUGCAAAAACUUACUCACUUGCGUAAAUCCAAAAGUGACAUUUAAGUCAAGCUCAAGUGGAGUAAGACUAAAUGGAGUAGCAGUGGCACUGAAAUGGUUCUUUGCCUUGCUAAAAGAUCACGGUAUUCUGUUUCCGAAUGAAGAAAGAGUGAGACAAGAAAUUAAGUCUCUCGACAUUGGGGUGGUCAAUGGGCGAAGCCAGUAUUUCAAUGCAAAUGCAAAUGGUGAAAAGAUCAGCAGAGGCUCAGAUGGAGUAGAAACUGCUUCCAGAAACUGCGUAAUUAUAAAACAAUCUGUAUUUGGAAGUGAGAAUUGGAUUGUUUUUUCGGAAGCCUUCAACAUCUUAGAUACAAAUAUCGCAAGAGACAGCUUGGGGUCCACCGCCGAAACCAGCAUAAACGAUUCAAACACAGCGUCUACGUCUGAAAUGGAAAUUGGUAAACGCAGCAGACCGUCAACAUCUGGAACCAGAAGAUACGAACCAAACACACCGUCCACAUCCGACAAUCAAAAUGGAAGAACAAACACAUCACGUGACGAAAAUGCAAACACCACGCAAGACUCACCCUUUGAGUGUGGUGGCACAACACCUGACGGACCUGACACACAAUCAAUAUAUGGUGCUGAGUCAACAAAUUUAGAUGAUAGUGGCAUUAAUCUGGAAGUGGAGCUGGGAGAAGUGGACAGAAUGGAUGUUUUAAACACAGUUAGUGCAUCAAAGAAGAAGAGAUGCAAGCAAAUAGGGAGCGAACUAGACAUGUUUAAAACAAAAAAGUUUAAGAACAAAGCCAAAUACAAGUAUUGCUAUUGCAAAAAGGAAAGGUCAAAGGACGAAGAAGACGAAAUGAUUGUUUGCGAAAACAGAAAAAGAAAAGCAAGAAAGUGUCCAGGAAACAAUUAUUACCACAUGGUCUGUUUGAAACUUAAAGCUGUACCAGACACCGAUCCUUGGUUCUGUCCCAGUUGCCGAGGAACUAACAGCAAGUGAUCAGUAACUGCCAUAUAUGUACAUAAUUUAAUUGAACGUUUAAUAAAACUUGAUUUUGGAAUACUAA